UUAAAUCGGAGGGGACCUCCCGAACCAACUGGUAUCACUUUUCCACUCUUCCAUUCCUCCUCUGUCCAAUCUCUGGAUAUUUUCUGAGCUCACGAACACCUCCAUUUCUUUCUCUGCUCUGUUCUUCAAGAAAAGGUUUUGCCUCUCUCCAUAGAAAUGAAGACAAAAUGUGGUUUAUAGCCUUAGCUAGCUGUAAACAAACAGUCCUUUCAGAAUUUAUAGAAAAAUCUCUGGUGACUCAGUUUCCCUCUCUCUCUCUCUCUCUCUCUCUCUCUCUCUCUCUCUCUCUGUUUUCUAAACAGUAUUCUGUGUGGUUGCCAAAAAAUCACUGGGGAAGAGAGAAAAGCAGUGCAAGAUUACAAAUUGUAAGUAAACAUGUCCAAAGCCUAAAGGCCAAGUUUUUAUUUUUGGUCAGUUCUUUUAUCUCAAGUAAAUUGUUGAACUUGUGACUUGAUAUUAGAUUAAUUUUCAUAUCUCAUUUCUUUUUUCUUGUGGGUAUGUCUGAAAUUAUAAGUAAAUUUAUUUUGAGUGUAUAUAUGUGUAUGAACUAGUGUCCAUCAAAAGGAGAUGGCUUUGAUAAUUGUUGGUUGAUUGCGGAGAAACCAACAUUAUCUGUAUCUCUAGGAAUGAGGGUAGAUAAAAAUAUCCAAAGUUAGUAUAAAGUAUUAGGUAAAUUCUAUAAAGGGUAACGUCUUGAGAUUUUCUCAAAUUUCGCAUCACAGAUAAAUGGUAGAGGGUGUAAAUUUGAUGGGUGGCAAGGGACACUAUGGUCUUUUGCAACGCAACCUAUAACAUGCAGCCUCAGCAUAGCUUGCGGUGGUUUCCUUGAAGAAGCCCCUCAAGCCAGACAGACCUUGUUCGAUAUAGGAGGCCUUUACGUAGUAGCUUCGUAUUUUUAUUUUUCCUUUUUUCUUUAUUCUUCUUAAGUUAGCUAACAUACAGGGGAGUUGCUACUUAGUCUUGACUCUACUUGUAAGUCUUGUAUAAGAAUUAUUUUCAAUUUGGUUUUGUUUAGAUAGUCAAAUGCCAAUCUGGGUCCACAUUUGAAAACUUUUUCUAAAUAUCUUGUAGUUUGGCUUCUACUUUCCACAAUAUUUAUGUUUUUUUCUUCUAAUUCUAAUUUGUAAAAAUGAAAUAGGAUUAUCUUGUCAUACUUUUUAACAUGUUAUAUACAUUCAAAUAAAAUUCACCUAGUAGACAUGAGUUUAGCCAAGUUGGCUAGAGCGGAUGUGUUCUCCAUUGUGUGCCCGAGUUCAAAUCCUCCUCCUCCUCGUAGUUUAGAUUAUAUUAAAGUAGAAUAUCUCUUCUAUAAAAAAAAGCACCUAAUUAAUUGUAAAAUUAGGAGCCUGACAAUAUAAUUGUUUUAGUCGGUCUGGCAAUAUAAUAUACUAAUAACAGAGGCAGUCAGACACGUUUCUCUAUGUACAAAUUUCCUUCAAAGUUCAAAAUAUAUAUUUAUGUUUUGAGGGGGCAGAAGCUGAUUCUGGGUUGCAAUGAAACAAUGGGGAAAGGAUUUAGGCCCACUUCAAAACCUUUUAGGACUAGUUUUGUUGUCUUCGUAUUGAAAUUGGCUUAAACUUGGAAUCGUUUUGUUGUCAUCAGGAAUUCCAUAUCUUUAGUUCCUUGUCUUUGAUUGGUGCAAAAUGGCUACAAAUGCCACAGUUGCAAGUGCAUGCCCAGCACCCAUGAAAGCAACAUCCAAUGGGGUCUUUCAGGGUGAUAAUCCUCUGGAUUUUGCUCUCCCUCUUGCCAUCUUACAGAUAUGUCUUGUGGUUGCACUUACACGGAUUCUUGCUUAUCUUCUCCGGCCACUAAGACAGCCUCGUGUUAUUGCAGAGAUUGUGGGAGGAAUAUUACUUGGCCCCUCAGCUCUUGGUCACAGCAAAAAUUACCUGGAUACAAUUUUUCCAAAAAGAAGUCUCACGGUGUUAGAUACUUUAGCCAAUCUUGGUCUUCUCUUCUUUCUUUUCCUGGUAGGCUUGGAGUUAGAUCCAAAGUCCAUCCGCCGGACUGGAAAGAAGGCUCUAUGCAUAGCUGCUGCAGGAAUUACUCUACCUUUUGUAUUAGGAAUUGGUACAUCAUUUGCCCUCCGAGCAACUAUAUCUAAAGGUGUAGAUGGACCCCCAUUUCUUGUUUUCAUGGGAGUGGCUCUUUCUAUAACUGCCUUCCCUGUUUUGGCGCGUAUUCUGGCUGAGCUGAAGCUUUUAACCACUGAUGUUGGUCGAAUGGCCAUGUCAGCAGCAGCAGUCAAUGAUGUGGCUGCAUGGGUUCUUCUUGCUCUUGCCAUUUCCCUCUCCGGCACUGGCCGUUCUCCCCUGGUUUCACUAUGGGUUUUCUUGUGUGGGUGUGGUUUUGUUCUCGGUUGUGUAUUUUUUGUUCGACCUAUCUUUAAAUGGAUGGCACAGCGCUGUCCUGAGGGCGAACCAGUAGAAGAAUUGUAUGUGUGUGCUACUUUAGUUGCAGUUUUGGCAGCUGGGUUUGUCACUGAUACUAUUGGAAUUCAUGCUCUAUUUGGUGCAUUUGUGCUUGGAAUUCUUGUUCCAAAAGAAGGGCCAUUUGCAGGCGCUCUUGUUGAAAAAGUUGAGGAUCUUGUAUCUGGUCUGUUCCUCCCAUUAUACUUUGUCUCAAGUGGAUUGAAGACCGAUGUAGCUACAAUUCGUGGAGCUCAGUCAUGGGGCCUCCUAGUCUUGGUCAUUUCAACAGCCUGUUUUGGGAAGAUCAUUGGGACUAUAGGUGUUUCCCUCCUCUGCAGAAUGCCCUUUCAAGAGGCUAUGGCUCUGGGAUUUCUCAUGAAUACAAAAGGGUUGGUGGAGCUCAUUGUCCUUAACAUUGGCAAAGACAGAAAGGUUUUGAAUGAUCAAACAUUUGCUAUCAUGGUUCUCAUGGCUAUCUUCACAACCUUCAUUACAACACCUAUAGUAAUGGCAGUAUACAAGCCAGCUAAAAGAAAGAGCAAUUCAAAUUACAAGUACAGAACUAUUGAAAGGAAAGACCCAAGUACUCAGCUCCGAAUUUUGACCUGUUUCCACGGUACAAGGAACCUCCCCACAAUGAUUAAUCUCAUUGAGGCUUCUCGUGGGACUGAAAAGAGGGAACGGCUUUGUGUGUAUGCAAUGCAUCUUAUGGAGCUUAACGAGAGAUCUUCUGCAAUUGUGAUGGUUCACAAAGCGAGAAGAAAUGGGCUACCCUUUUGGAAUAAGGGGUCAGAUAACAAUAAAGUUGUUGUGGCUUUUGAAACCUUUGAGCAGUUGAGUCGAGUGGCUAUCCGCCCAAUGACAGCAAUCUCUUCUAUCUCUAGCAUGCAUGAAGACAUCUGUGCAAGUGCUGAAAGGGAAAGGGCAGCAAUGAUUAUUAUCCCAUUCCACAAGCACCAGAGGUUGGAUGGGGCAUUGGAGACAACUCGAACUGAAUACAGAGGGGUCAACCGGAGGGUUCUUGAGAACGCACCAUGCUCAGUUGGGAUCAUGGUGGACCGUGGUCUUGGUGGAACCACUCAUAUAUCUGCCAGCAAUGUUUCUUCAACCGUGGUUGUCCUAUUCUUUGGGGGUAGUGAUGAUCGCGAGGCCCUUGCUUACGGUAUGCGAAUGGCUGAACACCCGGGUAACAAUUUAACUGUUGUUCACUUCUUAGCAAGUCCUGAACUUGAGAAGGAGAUUGUCAGAGUAGAUAUAAACGAUGGCUCUGACGCUUCAGCCGGGCCAGGGAAUGAGAAGCUCAUUGUUGAGCUGCAGCAGAAGAUUUCAAAUGAUGGCUCAAUCAAAUAUGAGGAGAGAACAGUGAGAAAUGUUGCAGAAACUACUGAUUCGAUUCGCGAGUUCAAUCGUUGUAAUCUGUUUUUGGUUGGUCGACGGCCUGAGGGUCAAGUAGCUGCUGCUUUGAAUGUGAAUUUGAAGGUGAAGAGUGACUGUCCUGAACUGGGGCCUGUAGGUAGCUUGCUGACCUCUCCAGAUUUCACAACUGCAGCAUCAGUCUUGGUAGUGCAGCAGUAUCAUGGCCUGGCAGUGCUUCCGGGCCCAGUUUCUUCGUCGAAGGCGGUUGUGUUGCCUGAGGAAGAAUCAGAAACCAGCUGAUGACUUCUUCCUAGCCUGUUUGGAUUCAUUGUACAGAUUAUGAUAAAAUUUUAGUUUAGAUAAAUGUCUAUCCUAAGUUCCAUUUAAGAUUGUUGCUUCUCAAAGGUCACAAGUUUUAAUUAUCAAUUGCCACAGCUUAUGCUUAUGGAUCUGUAGAUUCUUGCCACCACUAAAGAAGAUAAUUACCUAAAACAAAAACAAAAAGAUUUUAACUUGCUAUCUUUUCUUUUUUCUUGUAAUCUUCAGGCAGAGAAUUGUCCAUUUGAACUAUUCUUCUAGCCUAUGAAUAAAGAAGGCUACUCUUGCAU
Messenger RNA from Prunus persica (peach), 4378 nucleotides. Its product is annotated as cation/H(+) antiporter 18. NCBI's taxonomy places the organism in Eukaryota, Viridiplantae, Streptophyta, Magnoliopsida, Rosales, Rosaceae. Gene Ontology annotation, cellular component: endomembrane system; membrane. Gene Ontology annotation, molecular function: antiporter activity. The transcript has 4 exons. The record is from RefSeq and is a predicted model, not a curated record. Gene Ontology annotation, biological process: regulation of pH; proton transmembrane transport. Bases 1644 to 4070 code for a protein of 808 amino acids.